This is a messenger RNA of Pseudonaja textilis, 2777 nucleotides long. NCBI's taxonomy places the organism in Eukaryota, Metazoa, Chordata, Lepidosauria, Squamata, Elapidae. The record is from RefSeq and is a predicted model, not a curated record.
CUUGCAAAAAGGACGGGUCCGUUGAAAAUAAUUCUCUGGGAAGCCACGCGCCUUUGAUUACAACUUGUAAAGCCAGGCAUGCAUGAGACUAUCGUCGUCCGGUUUCGGGCCCAGCCGUGACACCCAUGAACCUGAGGUCUAUGCAGAAUGAAGAUGGCUGGCCCAUUGAGACACAUGGAAAUAAUAAUUCAGCAGCUUAACAAAUUCCAUCCUGAAAAUCAGAAUGUUGGGCAGUUCUUGGAUGAAUCAGCUAAAGUAUUACAGCCUUUCGAAGUAACAGCUGAAAUCCCUGUACCUGUAAUGGAUAUCUUGUGUGGCUGUUUAGAAUAUAAAACUGUAUUGGAUGUGAUAGUCGAUGCAUUUUAUAUUCGAGAUGGAAAACAUUGCCUACUUUCUGAGCGCAACAUGUAUAUUGUUAUUUGUUAUUUGGCUACUUUUCGACUAGAGGAACUUGGAUUUCAGCGGUUCAGCAAAAUCAUCAAAUCAAUGGAUGCUGUUAAGAUAUGUAAGUUCCUUAGGUUCUUUUUCAAUAUGGUGAAUUUGCAAACAUGGAUAAAAGAUGAAUGGAGUCAGAUUUAUGAUUCGGUUUAUGUAAAUGAAAAUUGGAUUGAACCAUUGGAAAAAUGGCAGCCAAAAAUACAGGAAUUGAUCAGUCAGCUGGAUAAUAUUGCAGAUAAACACACUAUUAUACCUUUAAAGAAGACUGAACCAAAUGAGUUUCACUUGACGGUCCCUAAUCCACGAGCUAUACUGAUUCCUGAGCAAAUUCCACGACAAGAGAAAACAAAACCUAUUCCCAAGAAUAUUUACAAACCACCUAGAAUGAAGCAGCAUCUAGAAAGAAUCAAACUGAAGAAUCGCCAGCAAGCAGAGGAACUGCUGCUAGAAGCAAAUAUUAAUCAAUUGAACUGUGCAAUCCCAAAGUUUGAUUACAAAAGCUCUAUGAAGGAAAUCCCAAACCUUGUUGAAAAAUUUGAGGCCCAGAAGAUCAAGACGAAGACUGACAAUACCCCUGUUAGGCUAAAUGCAGCAGCAAUCUUAAGAGAAGGUGUUCUGUACCAAAGAAAAGUGGAACAGGAGCUUAAGAGAAUCGAACAUCUUCUCCAAGGAGCACAGGAUCCAUCAAAAUUUCUGGAAUGGCAACAACAAAUGCGUGGGAAAGAUUUGGACCAACAGCUGACAGAAGCAGAAUGUAGAAAACUACAAGGAAAGCUAAGCUACGAGGAAGCUAUUUUAGCACGCCAAUAUUGCAUUCAGGAAAAGAAAAAAAAUGCCGAACAGAAGAGAGAAGAGACAGCAGAAAUGCAUCUCCAGUAUGCAGAAAGAUGCCUUCAGGAAAGGAAGGAAAAGGAGAAAAAGGUUCAGCAAGUGGCAGAGGGACAUAAAAAUGUGAAGCAAGCACAAAUGAAACUCCAAAAAUGCAAACAGCAAACAGUUCAAGAAAUAUCUAAAAAAAGCCAGGACUUGCUACUUCAGGCUUUAAAAGAUGAAGAAGAGAAAUUUAAAAAAAGAUAUGAACUGAUUCAGCAAAUAAGAGCGAUAGAAUAUGUGCCAUUCCUGAAAAAUAGAUUUAUUGACUUAACAAAGACUGCCAACCACGGUGUACUUGGGGAGAUGUCAAUUGUGGAACUUCAAGAACGUUUAGCUUUGCUGAAAGAAGCUCAGCAAAAAGCAGAAGAAGAGAAGAGGGAUCUGAUAAUCCAUGAAAAACAUGCGAAGGAACAACUUCUUUUGGAUAAGUUGGAUCAAAUCUGCAUGUUCAGAGAACAAUUUGGCAGAGCAGCUGCAUUAAAACAGGAGGAAAAGAAAACUAAGACCGCACCUCGUGAAGCCAUUUUAAAAGAAGAACAAGUUUUAGAACUACAGAAAAAAAUUAUGGAAAAGUCUACUGAACGUAAAAUGCAAUCUGGAUAUUUAAAAACUACAGUUCAGAAGUCUAAUGGAAAACCAAAGCAAUUUUGGAAGUUAGAUAAAAAAACUCAAGGAGAGGAUCGCUGGAAGAAAUUGGAAGAAAGUCGACAACAGCAAUUUAAAAUGCUUCAGCAUGGUCUUAUGUCUAGAGAUAAUGCUCAAAAAAUGAUAGUAAAUGAAGCUCUGAAAACUGGAGCCACCGCUUGUAUAUUAAGAAAUUGUUCCUAGAUAUACUACUACUUAUUAGACAUUUACUACUAACAUGACUCCAUUUCUGAUUUUAUUCUUUAGAUAUGGCUAUUAACCGGCAGCUGUUUUUGGUUCAUAUAUGUUGGAACUAUAAUGUUUUUUAAACAUUUUUAGCUAUUAUAGUGCUAGUUUUCUAAACAAGUAUGUGGUACUUUUUAAAUAAGUUAUAUUUUUCAGAUAAAUAAGGGAGACAAAUAAAAUGCAUUUUAAUAUUUUAAAAUAGCUUUUCAUUUAAACCAAGAUAUCCCAGAUGGAUGUAUUCAGUGAUUUUUAGUUUACGAGGCCUGUUAGUAUUGUAUAAUUGAAUAUAAUUCAAUAUAAUAUGCAGCUUUUGAACGUCAGAAUUUUCUGCUAUAGUCCGAUCCUUCUGGAAUAUUCUCCCUUGAAAUGUUAGGAUGACCCUGAUCUUGGCCUUUUUGUAAGGCUCUGAAGAUUUGGUUGUGUUACUUGAGCCUGGGUACCUGAGUGUGUUACGGGCCAUGUUUCCUGGCUGUAUCUAUAGGAACCCUUUUAAUCAGUGCCAUUUAUAUUUAUUUUGAACCGUUUUAUUUUAUUAAGUUUUAAUUGUUUUUAUUAUGUCUGAUCUCAUGUCAGAAAUGCAGGAACUAGAAAGGGGA